AAAAUUUCGGGUACAUUACACAGUACAGCACCUAUAAUACAUCGGGAGAUGGCACGCCUGAGAUCAAUCACCAACUCUAACCUGAACCUGCGGAGGAGGGAGGACAAGGCUGAUGCUGAUGCUGAUGCUGAUAAUCUACGAGCACAGGUGACAGGCGACUGCCAGGACAUCCAUCACAUCACCAACAAUCAAUCAAUCAAUCAUCGCCACCAUGCUGCUGCUGCUGCAUGUAAGCGUAUGUAGGUUUACCUAGCACGCUGCACUGGGCAAGCAAGCAAGCAGGAGAACGUGUGAAGAACAAAACUGCGGCACAGCAUAUAUCGUGAACUCUUUUUUUUUGUCCUUUUGGCCACCCCAGUCUGGGCGCGUAGUAGUGGAAAGUAAAAAGUGAAAAAGCUAAGGGUAUGGGUAUGGGCACGGUAUACCAGGUAUGUGUAUGGUAUGUAUGGUAUGCCACUGGUAUGGGUAUGGGUAUGGUAUGGUAUGGAUACACAUCCAAGGCACGGCACGUGGCAAGGUUUGGGCAAAAGAGUCUCGACUGCUAUGGAUGCAUAGAUCCCCGUUCAACAUGGCUAGCUACCUUACCUAGCUACCUAAACAUCUGUCUAGGUAUGCACACAAUUGAGGAAGGAAGGUAACAUGUGAGAUAUUAUUAUUAUUUGUAAACAAAGAAAUCAUCGCG
Molecule: messenger RNA, 682 nt
Organism: Sphaerulina musiva SO2202
Lineage: Eukaryota; Fungi; Ascomycota; Dothideomycetes; Mycosphaerellales; Mycosphaerellaceae
Exons: 4
Coding region: 405-638 (77 amino acids)
Source: RefSeq, a predicted model, not a curated record